AUGCAGAGAAAGAACUUCACAGAAGUGACAGAAUUCAUCUUCCUGGGAUUCUCUAUCUUGGGAAAGCACCAGAUAAUGCUCUUUGUGGUUUUCCUUACCAUCUACAUUUUAAUUCUAACUGGUAAUGUCAUCAUGACCAUCAUCUGUGUUGACCAUCAUCUCCACACUCCCAUGUACUUCUUCCUGGGCAUGCUGGCUAGUUCUGAGACUGUGUACACACUGGUCAGUGUCCCACAAAUGCUUUCUGGUCUCCUUUUCCAUAACCAGCCCAUCUCCUUGGCAGGCUGUGCAACUCAGAUGUUCUUUUUUGUCAUCUUGGCCACUAAUAAUUGCUUCUUGCUCACAGCAAUGGGCUAUGACUGCUUUGUGGCCAUCUGCAACCCCCUGAGGUACACAGCCCUCAUGAGCAAAGGAGUGUGUGCCACGUUGGUAUGUGGGUCCUUUGGCACUGGCCUGGUUAUGGCAGUUCUCCAUGUGGCAGCCAUGUUCAGUUUGCCCUUCUGUGGCACAGUGGUGGAGCACUUCUUCUGUGACCUUUACCCAGUCAUGAAACUCUCUUGUACUGAUAUCACUAUCAAUGAGAUGAUCAAUUAUGGUGUCAGUUCAUUUGUGAUCCUGGUCCCUGUGGGCUUGAUCUUCAUUGCCUAUGUCUUCAUCAUCUCCACCAUUCUCAAGAUUGCCUCCAUUGAGGGCCGGAAGAAGGCCUUCACCACCUGCACCUCCCACCUCACGGUGGUCAUUGUCCACUACAGCUGUGCCUCCAUUGCCUACCUCAAGCCCAAGUCUGAGAACUCCAUAGAACAAGACCUUCUUCUCUCAGUGACAUAUGCUAUCAUCACUCCCUUACUGAACCCUGUUGUCUACAGCCUGAGGAACAAGGAGGUCAAGGAUGCCCUAUGCAGAGCUGUGGGCAAAAACCAUUACUCAACAGAUUGA
Messenger RNA from Mirounga angustirostris (Northern elephant seal), 936 nucleotides. RefSeq names its product olfactory receptor 10J5. Lineage: Eukaryota; Metazoa; Chordata; Mammalia; Carnivora; Phocidae. Gene Ontology annotation, molecular function: olfactory receptor activity; G protein-coupled receptor activity. The transcript has a single exon. The record is from RefSeq and is a predicted model, not a curated record. Gene Ontology annotation, cellular component: plasma membrane. Bases 1 to 936 code for a protein of 311 amino acids. Gene Ontology annotation, biological process: detection of chemical stimulus involved in sensory perception of smell; G protein-coupled receptor signaling pathway.